Molecule: messenger RNA, 2137 nt
Organism: Octopus sinensis (East Asian common octopus)
Lineage: Eukaryota; Metazoa; Mollusca; Cephalopoda; Octopoda; Octopodidae
Product: regulator of microtubule dynamics protein 1
Exons: 10
Coding region: 338-1456 (372 amino acids)
Cellular component (GO): spindle microtubule; cytoplasm; mitotic spindle pole
Molecular function (GO): microtubule binding
Source: RefSeq, a predicted model, not a curated record
UAACAGAAGAGAUAAAAUUUUCGUCCGCAAAUAAACAUGGAGUACGAUGGAAAUUAAACUGCCUUCGAAAUAUAUAUCAGGUUUAUUAAAUGACAGUAAGAUAAAGGUUUGCUAUUGUCAGUUUUGUGAUUAAUGUGACAACGAUAGAGAGUGUAGUAAUUGUAAUAUCAGCAGCAGUAAUAAUGUUGUGGAUGAGUGGAGGGGCGUGAUUUGUUGAAACAAUGCGUUAUAUGAAGAGUGCCUUAGGACUGUUGAUCAUGGCUACUCCAUUUGACAGCAGUAGACAUCGUGCCACUGGUGCCCUUACCACCUUUUACCAUUGCUGGUCGCAGCGGAGAUGAUGCUGUUCAAAGCCUCCUCUGCUACUUUCCUUGCUCUUGGAGUAGGAUUCAUCCUCGGUGCCGGAGGAUCUAUCCUGUUCAUGAAAUACACAAAUGAUAGGCAUGUUUUUGGAGUUUUGGAAAACUUGCUCAUCAAAAUCGAUGAAUUGAAAUACCAAGUCGAUAGUUUGAAAGAAGUUAAUGCUGUGAAGAGGAAUUAUUCCCCGCUGGGGAGUAGCGGAGACGAGGAGUUUGUUGAUGCGCAAGGAGGUGCAACCAAUAAUUCGGCAUCUAGGACUCGAGCUCAUCUGCGGAAAGAUAAAAGUGGGCCGUAUGAUGUGAAGAAUCCGAAAGUUGGAGAAUCCCCGACGGCCCACCGUGAGCAUAUUGAUGGCUUCUAUGAUGUUGUUGGUGGUAAAGGUGGCGAUUCCUUUUUCCUCAAAGUUGACACCCUCAUGGAAGGAACUAUCCCUGAUCGGAAGAAGGCAUACAAGCUACUCCAAGACAGCCAAGAAAAGUAUGAGGGCAAUAUUGAUUUCCAUUGGCGCCUAUCAAAAUCAACUUUUCAAAUGGCUGAAACUCACAAACCCCAAAGUGAGGAAAAGAAAGAUCUUCUCCUUGUGGCCAGAGAUUUAGCUAAUGCCUCCCUUGCAUUGAACGUAAACUCAUCCAGUGCUCACAAAUGGUAUGCAGUCAUUGUUGGCAGCCUUACUGAAUAUCUUGGGAUCCGCCAACAAAUUGAAUUGGCUUAUUCCAUCAAGUACCAUAUUGAACAAGGUUUGAAGCUCAAUCCAAAAGAUGCUUUCCUUCACUACAUGCUGGGUAGAUGGCACUAUAGGGUGUAUAUGAUGACUUGGAUGGAGCGGAAAAUUGCACAUCUCAUAUUUGACAACAAUCCCCCGCAGACGUCUCCACAAGAGACCUUAGCUCAUUUCAUGACGGCAGAAAAACUGCGUCCCAUGAUAUGGAAAGAAAAUCUAUUACACAUUGCUCGAUGUUAUGCGGAGAUGGAAAAAUAUUCUGAAGCUGUCAAAUGGCUGUUGAAAGCCAAGAAAAUAAGACGUAGUGAAAUUGAUGAUGAAAAAACAGACAAAGACAUUGAAGAUCUUCUGUCAAAAUACAUUUCCUAUGGAUAACAUUUCGUGCUGAUGUCUUUCAUGUAUGUACCUGAUGUAGAAGGCAGUAAUGAAAAGGAGCAAUGCGCAAUCAAAAUGAAAUUUUAAAGAAAGAUAAAAGUUUAUAAGAUAACUUAAGAAAAACAUGGUUGUGGGGUACGUUCUGUGAACUUGUAUCUCAGAAAUAAAAUAACAAAAAAAAAAAAUGUAAUAUAUUAAAAUGGCAUUAGAGAGCAAGAAAAAGUACUUGGAAUUCAUUAUUAUUAUUAUUAGUAGUAAUAGUAGCUGUUGUAGUAAUAUUUAUUAUUUUGUUCUUAUUUCUUGUAUUUCUAAAACAUUUUGAGAAAAAUGUGACUUUUUUGUCACUGGACAUGUGUUGGUGUAUGUGUGUAAGUAUGUAUGUCAUAUUGUGUGUGUGUGUGUGUGCGUGUGCUUAUAUGCAUUCACAUUUUUUUCUGUUGGUACUCUGAAUAAGGUUAGUAUAUUAUUUUUCAUGUUAAACUUUUUAUAUUUGUUACAGAUUUUUAUUUAGCUGUUAGAAACUGAAAUAAAUGGAACAUCAUGAAAUGUGCGUUAUGCAGCUUUGCUGCUCAUCUUAGCAGAUAAAUUUAUGAUGAGCUAUGUAAUUCAAACAUCCUACAUUGAUAUAUCAAUUUAUUUACCCACCAUUUUUUGUAAAUGUCCAAAAUCUGGAAAAAAAAA